GUUACAGUUUUUUUUUUUUGCAGUACUAGGUAGUCACCACGCAAACGCAAUGCCUCAUGGCGAGAGAGAAAUUCAAGAACGACGAGUGAAGAUCGACCUUUUUUUCUCUAGCACAGUAAAACAAAAGUCGUCGUUGUAGUUGUACAAUUAGGUUGCUGGACUAAAGCUAUAAUGACGUCGUUGUAGUUGUGCAAUUAGGUUUGCCAUGUAAAAAAAUUGUUUUGAAUAUACUGGUGUGCAUCUUCAACUUUAGCAAAUUACAAAUGUGAAUCUGUUGCAUCGAUCCUCGUCACCCCAAAAUAAUCCUUUAGGCUUCUCUUGUUGAGUUUAUUAACCAUAAUUGGUUGUCAGAGAAUCUUAUUCUGAGAGGGAUCCAUCAAGACCACCAACAACUUUGACUUUAGCACCAAAUCAUCCCUACUCUUCUAUUUCCCCAAAGUAAGAAGAAGAUCAGCGGAAGAAUGAAGACCGCGCUGCAUUGCGCGAAUACCGUCGAACCACACGAGCUCGUUGCCGAUCCGACUAACGCAAAGCCCCCUCCGCCUAUGAAUAACAUCAAUAAUUGUUACAAUUCCCUUGACCCGACUGCAGCCGAAGCCGAGGAGCCCACUCGCAACGAAGAUAAAACCACAACACCUCCCCCGUCCUACAAGACUGCGAUUACAUUCGGGACGUUUGACCUUUUUCACCUAGGUCAUUUGCUGAUCCUCGAACGUGCGGCGGCUUUUGGAGAACGCCUCGUGGUUGGCGUAUCCAGCGAUGACCUCAUUAUGAUUGAUGAUGGAGCACUGGCACAUUGUAGAUAUGAUAAUGUUUCAUGUUUGUACAACAAGAACUGAUACUACAAUACCUUUAGCUUUACAAGAUGUAAUUAGUCCAGUUUUGUCCUUUUCGAAGCACGUGUUCUAACCCCUCUUUCCGCAAAAAAGGGAAAAAGCCGAUCUUUGACGAAGAUGCCCGUGUCCAGUUAGUGAAGAGUCUGAAGUGUGUGGACGAGGUUUUUAUCGAACAUUCUUUGGAGGAGAAACGGCAGUACUGUAUCGACCAUGGUGCUUCCGUUUUCAUCAUGGGCGACGACCACCUCGGUCGCUUUGAUGCCAUGCUUAAGGGUAUUGAUCUUUUGAUGAUGAACUUGAAGACCACCUCAAGAAAACCAUACAUUUUUCUGCUCUGAUCAUGCUCUGAAUGAGCUUAUAAAGAAGACUGUUAGUUGCACAUGCACUCUAUCAAAGAAAACUACGAAGUCGUAUGCAUCGAUCGAAUUUUUCCAAAAACCAAAUCUCUCGUUACAGGUGUCUGCGACUGUCAUUAUUUGCCGCGCACAAAGGGUGUGAGUUCGACGGAUAUUGAAAUCAUCUUAUCUGAGCGCCUGUCGAAAGGUGGAGUGAUGGAUAAAGCCGCCAAAGAAAUGCUAGAGAAAAGCAUGUACUACUUUUUUUCGCUUUAGAUGAUUUGGCAUCGCGCUUAAGCGCAUGCAUCUCGCCCACCACGUGUGCGCUGCGGAGGGGGGCGCUGCUGUGCUCCUAAGGAGUUCCAUGGAGAUGGGAAAUGCCGCGGCGGACAGCGUGGAGAGGAGGGCCGCUUUUGCGCCGGACUAUUUUCGACUCUGUGGAAGCGUCUGGGUGGGUUGCUCUGCGUUCAUGGGCACCGAGGGGAGCACGGGGCCGCGCACUCCUGAAUGGGGGAGGUGGCUGCUUGGGAAGCUUCCUAGCUCUACGCCAAGAGGCUGGCACAUUUCCCGAAAAAUCUCCACAAAUGGCGAGGGGUCUUGGGCCGGCGGAUGUGAUCUGGCGCAGUUGGUUCUGCACCGCGUUGCGAGAGCACUUCCCGGAGAAGCGAGCUCCGGCGAGCGUUCGCGGCGCCAUCGGAAUCUGAUGGGUCUGGAUUGCCUGCGGGAGUCUGCCACAUCCCCAGCACAGACGGGCGCGCAGAUUGGCGGCGCGAGUAGCAGCAGCGGAAGCCGGCCUGGCUCGGCGCCGCGCACCUCGUCAAUGUUGCCACCGGCUUGCCGCAUUUCGAUAAGUCGCAGGCUGCUCCGCCUCCGAGCGUAGAAGCGGCGGCCUUUUUUUUGAAGUGGGGGAACCAAGGCGAAGGAACUGCGCGGCUGAUAAGGUGGCGCUUGUUGCAGGGCUUGCUAUGGACUUAGAUAGCGAACGCCGGGCGAUGACGCGGGGGCCGGUGUCUCGUAGAGAAGAGCGCCAGGAGCGGACUGGCCGCCUGGCUCCUGGAGUCUUCCGCCUUGGAAGAUCGGGGGCUGCUGCGUCUUAGAACGUCCACGGGCGGCAGGCUUGACCUUGCCACCCACUUCGUCCCAGGAGACGAAGGCAGAGGGCGCCGCCAUAAGACCAGGAGCCGGGUUGGGUCUUGGACCUUGGGACCACCCUGAGGCGCGUGAACGCCUUGGGCCCUUGUAUUUUGUGACGUGCGACGCGUGGCGACUGUCUUUCGAGCUGUGCGCGGGAGCAUGCGCGCAGCGCCUGAGGCACAGGCAGCGCAACGAACUGAGGACAAGGGGCGCAGGUGCAUGCGUGACAUGCUUCGCGUCAUGUAUAACAGCCCACCGGCGAAGAAAAUGCACGCCCUUGGCUCGAAGACAACACCGCGAAACUUUAAGGGGGCUGGCGCUUCUUCUGCUGGUCACGUCACCCGGGAGCGAGUGGGGGCCGCGCUAAUAAUAGACGAGGCGACUCCACCCAUGGCGGCGAAGUAUUGCAGGCAGGUGCGCAACAAUCCGGACUAUGCUCGCUGUCGUGGUCACAAGCGCCAGGCGAUGACCCGCUGCAUGGCUCUGCUCGUUGCGGCCGCUCGCGCAAAGUCGACGCGCAAGAUGGCGGACAAGAUGAGCAGGAUGGCCCGCGGUGAAUCCGGUAGUUGGGGGCGCUACUACGUUGAUGAUGCAACUUUUCGGAACGAUGACGCAAAAAAUGAGGGCCGCCAACGCGCCAGGCCUAGGCUCCAACAAUGCGCCGGCACCCAUAUCGCUUUCUACUCCUAUGCGUCCCCGUGCAGUACCUUUGGGCCAUGAGAAUCGGCCAGCAACUGGAGAACUUAGGGGGGUCGCUAUUGCGAGGAACAAGGGGGCGCCGGAAACUACUAAGACAGCCGCCCGGUGCCGUCAACGAGUUGGAAGCCAUGGGCGCAUUGUAAAGGGUGACCCCAAAUGCACCAGUAGCAGCACCACUAGAGUGAGCCGGGCCGCGUCAAAUACUGGGGCCAGGCCCAAGGCAGCAGUCGGAUCAACUCCAAAGGCAACAGGCUCUAGUAGUACUAAUUUUAUGAUCGGCCAGACUUUCAACGAGGAGCACCGCGCAAAGAUCUGGCCGCGCUUGUGCGGCAAUGGCGUGAGGGUGUUCUCUCUGGAGGAAGGACGGCUCGGGGGUGCGCUUCUCCAUCGGGAUAGUGAGUGAGGAAGGGGAACAGUCGCGCGCAGUUCCAUGGGCACCACCGCGCCAGGACGGUUGGAACGCGGGAGGGCUGCAGCUACCGAUACGGGCCAGCAGCUCACCGCGGUGGCUUUUCAUAUCUUCGGCACUUGCGGCAGUUGGUUCCGCGUGUUGACUUGAUUACUACCGCGUGAGCCUGGGGGCUUCUGUCCGAAGCGCCUCGCCGUUGCGGAUAGGGAACGCCGAGACAAAAUGGCCAGCAGUAGCAAGGGCAGCAGCGUGGAAGCCUGCGGCUAGGCUGGACAGCCUGCAACUCUCCGAGUGAAGUGGAUGCUGCAGCUUCUGAGCUGCGGCGCGCCUCGCUAGAAACCGGCCGCAGCCAGUUUUGGCCCGGCUCUGCUUGGUGUGCCGCGGCGUCUUCGUGCUGGACUGGUUCUGCGACAAGGGCGGGCGGCAGCGUGGGGCGGGGGCCCUUCUGGUGGCCGGUCCCGCUGGUCGGCGGCUUGGUCGGUCGUGUGUGGAGUUAGUUUUGCGGCACUGCCUGGCGUCUAGUUGUAAUUUGCGCCAGGCUCGCCGGUUGCGUUCGUGGCGGGUUUGAGGUCUUUCGCCGUUCAUUGUGCGCGCCCGUGAGGCGCUCGCCCUGUCUGUAAAGCUGUGUCGCGCGGCGUCUCGCUACUAACUUGCGCGAUUUUUUCGUUGGCAGGAGUGAGGCGCAGGCUUCGCGGUCAGGGAGACAUGGGUGGGAGUACUUGUUUUAGCGUAUAGGUCAGUGGAUCGAGUGGGUGAGUCAAGUCAACUCCGCGACUGGAUGUUUUUCGCGUUUUGAUUGAUGGGGCGAAUGUAAGAACCUAGAGCUAGAAGACUUUGACUUUAUCUUUGCGCACCAAGGCGCACCGGCUGGGCCGUUCUGUCGUCGCCAAUGUUUCCGAACGAAAAAGCAAUGGCGCUUCAGCUCGCUCCAUUGCCUCCUUUUCUUUCAGGUAUGAUUCUCUGAUCUCCUGCACCACACCAAGCGCGGCGACUGUGCAGCCAGAGAGCGCUCCUACAGCUGAGGGAAACUCUUUGAAAGAGUUAACUGAAGAAAACCUGAAAUCUUGGUCCUCUGGAAACAAGGGAACAAGCAAGAAGCUCAUUUCCACCGAACUCUUUUUCAAUCAGAACAACGACGAUGUUCUUGAGGAGCACCUGACGUCGACGUGUGACAAAAAUGCACUUUUGCAGCACAGCACGCAGGUCAAGGACCAAAAAACUUCUUCUAAUGCGAUCAUGUCAACUCCAGUGUUGAAGCACAAAAUUGUAGAUGAGGAAGCAGAGGUGUAUCAGAAUACCAUGUCACCUCCUUCGUCCUGCUCGACUGGCAACUCGUCUCCUCUCUCAUCAUCAACGAGGCACGCACCAGCUCGUACUACAGUAGGAACUAUGACGCCAUCGCCAACUUUUAUGAAACAGAAACCCAACAUGACAACCACAAUUAAGGAUUUCCGAAUUACAUCCCUCACGACUACCAUCCUUGGGCCCUUUUCCUAGUAGAAAAGAAGCCAGGGAUGUAGGUCUGAGGCGUGUAAAAAUUCUGUAACCUCUAACACAAGCUGCGGAAUGCUGAACCCAUCUUCAUCAACAAUGAAACGCACGCCCUCAACUGCAACUACAGUGGCUUCGCUAGCCGCUUCAACAAAGAUUAAGGGCUCACCUCCUUUGUUGAAUGGCCACGUGUGCAGUCUGCCAAUGGGCGUCGACUCUAGUGUCGCUGAGACCAUGAUGGGGAGCAGCUGCAAGGACGAUAUCAAUGCUAGUACAACGACUCCUGUGCUGCGUGCGCGAGUAGGCGGAGGUACUAGUGCCUCAUCUUCAAGCAGUAGUCCUAAGACUAAGACAAGCCUGCUGAACCACGCUUCUUGUGACGCCUCAGCGACCAACCUCACCCAUGGUGAGCGAACAGAGGGCACAAAUGCAGUAUCGAAGUGCAUCGAUUCGGUCAUGUAUUUUCUCGUCUACCUGCAUGACGAAUACUACUUGUGGAUCCAGUACCUCUGCUCCCCGAUUUGCAAAGCCAUGCCUCGAGAGGUGAAUGGCAUAACGGUCUUCACAGCAAAUAUCGUCACUUACGCACGAACUUUGCUGACGCUUGUUAUCUGCUACUUGUUGAAGACGACUACGACGACUAGAACUACCACCUCUACUGUAGAGACUCCUGUUGGUUCUACUGUUCUUGAGACUGUUGAGACUGUUGGUCUUGGUUCUGGAUACAACAUGAUGAGCAAUUUAUUGGCAGCUUUUCUCGUCAUGUUCCACGACUUCUUGGAUCAUGUGGAUGGGGUUGUGGCGAAGGUACUUCAUACUUAUGAAGAUUUUGAAAAAUAUUGAUAUUUCUUGUUUCUGACUUUGAAAUAAUCCUUGUGUACUCUCUGUACGUGUACUCUCGACCGUGUUAGUCGUAGCGGAUGCAUCUCUCGAUGACGUUCUCUCGAACUUGAUCCUAGCCUCUAGCCUUUAUUUUAGUGUCUCUAACAUCAUGUCUCUUCUUGGAUCAUGUGGAUUCUUUUUGGAUGGGGUUGGAUCAAAAAUGGAUGGGGUUGGAUCGUUACUCCUUCAAAAAUCACAUCAAGGUCCAGCGUGAGGAUGGUCGAGCAGCCGGAGAUUGCGGCAGAUGGGGUGGCUUUGUUGAUGCACAGUGCGAUAAAAUCGUUUUUUGCACAUGCUUGUGGACUCUGAUUGUUCUCAACGAUAUUUCAGGGAGCGAGGCAAGUGGAGGUAUUUUUGUUCCAUUUUAGCCUUGAGUGUCGCUCGCUCCUAUCGCUGGAACUAGUGUCCUCAGAUGCUACAUAAUACAACAGAAUAGAGGUCCUCGAAAGUCUAUUAUCUCAUCAAGGGAAUCCAAAUUGAUUUGAUUUUCACAAUGAAUUCAAUUCCUCUGAAGAAACUCAAUCUAUUCUACACCAGCUCCAUCUCUCCUUGGCAUCACGUUGACUGGAACUUGUUUUGGUUUGAUUAUGAUGGAGUUAGCCAUCGCAUGGGUUCGAACUCGCGAUUACUAUCAAGCAGUUUAUGCGAGCACAAAGGCUCAAGGGGCUUUGCGAGCUAUCGGCGAAGGCAAGCUGAAACAGAAAAUGGAAAGCUGUGGGGUAAUAAUAUCCAUACAAGAUGAACAUUUUUUUUUUCUUUCAUCUCUUCACUAUAAUCAAAUGUAAAAAUACAACAUGGUUGCAGCACAGCACUUCUAGGUUGUUCACGUUCAACCAUUUAAAAGAGCAGAAAGAUCUUCGACUUAUUUAUUGCGUCAACAUCAGGUUCCUCCGAUUCCCUUUUUUCCAAAUUCCCUUUAUUUUUUCAGGUAGCAGCACUGUGUUUGAUUGCUCCGACGCCGUGCGCUUAUCCAGUCACCUGUUGGACGGCAGUGGUGUUAUUGUGGGUCGGCAUCUAUUUCGCCUACAAAAGCUUGGAGCAUAAGCUUCGACAUUCGGUCGCAUAG
Molecule: messenger RNA, 6852 nt
Organism: Amoebophrya sp. A25
Lineage: Eukaryota; Dinophyceae; Syndiniales; Amoebophryaceae
Source: the annotation of a GenBank genome assembly